Trichobilharzia regenti is the source of this 4500-nucleotide messenger RNA. Lineage: Eukaryota; Metazoa; Platyhelminthes; Trematoda; Strigeidida; Schistosomatidae. The record is from the annotation of a GenBank genome assembly.
AUGCUUCCAUCAGCAAAAGCCAGAGAAUGGCAACAGCUUCAAUCGAAAAAGUUCUCAGAAAAGCGCAAGUUUGGCUUUGUGGAAACACAGAAAGAUGAAAUGCCACCCGAACACGUUCGCAAAAUCAUCAGGGAUCAUGGAGAUAUGACUAAUAGAAAGUUCCGACAUGAUAAGCGCGUGUACCUUGGUGCUUUGAAAUACAUGCCACACGCAGUACUGAAACUUUUGGAAAAUAUGCCGAUGCCAUGGGAGCAGAUUCGUGAUGUCAAAGUAUUAUAUCACAUCACUGGUGCAAUUACCUUUGUCAAUGAAAUUCCAUGGGUUGUGGAGCCGAUUUACGUCGCCCAGUGGGGAAGCAUGUGGAUCAUGAUGCGUCGAGAAAAGAGAGAUCGGCGACAUUUCAAACGUAUGAGGUUCCCACCGUUUGACGACGAAGAGCCACCGCUCGACUAUGCUGAUAAUAUACUUGAUGUGGAACCACUGGAGCCAAUACAACUGGAAUUAGACACCGAAGAAGAUGUUGCAAUCAUCGAGUGGUUUUAUGACAGAAACCCUUUAGCAGACUCUAAACAUAUCAACGGGAUAACAUACCGACGAUGGAACCUGCCACUAAACAUUAUGUCCAAUCUUUAUCGUCUGGCUAAUGCUCUGCUAACAGAUCUUGUUGAUGAAAAUUAUUUUUAUCUGUUCGACCUCAAGUCAUUCUUCACAGCUAAGGCAUUGAAUGUUGCCCUUCCUGGAGGUCCUAAGUUUGAACCAUUGGUUAAGGAUAAAACUUUAGAGGAUGAGGACUGGAAUGAAUUCAACGAUAUUAACAAGAUUAUAAUUCGUCAACCUAUUCGUACUGAAUAUCGAAUAGCGUUUCCAUAUCUGUAUAACAGUUAUCCUUUUCAAGUUCAUUUAUCCUGGUAUCAUACUCCUAACGUUCUUUUCAUUAAAACUGAAGAUCCUGACCUCCCAGCAUUUUACUUUGACCCUCUAAUUAACCCCAUAUCCCAGAGACAAGGUGUGAAGGCCCCAGAGUUGCAACCAGUUGAUGAUGAAACAUACGAACUCCCGGAAGAAGUCCAACCAUUCUUCAAUGAAACCCCUUUGUAUACUGACAAUACAGCUAAUGGAAUCGCUCUUUUAUGGGCUCCAAGGCCGUUUUGUUUAAGAUCAGGAUCUACUAGACGAGCUCUUGACAUUCCUCUUGUUAAAGCCUGGUACAGGGAACACUGUCCUGCAGGUAUGCCCGUAAAGGUUCGUGUCUCUUACCAAAAAUUGUUGAAAUACUUCGUUCUAAAUGCUUUACAUCAUCGUCGUCCAAAACCUCAGAAGAAGCGUUACUUGUUUCGUUCUUUCAAGGCCACUAAAUUCUUUCAAAUCACCAGUUUGGAUUGGGUUGAAGUUGGACUUCAGGUUUGUCGUCAGGGCUACAACAUGCUCAACCUUCUUAUUCAUCGGAAAAAUCUCAACUACUUACAUCUGGAUUAUAACUUCAACUUGAAGCCAGUGAAAACUUUAACUACGAAAGAAAGAAAGAAAUCACGAUUUGGUAAUGCCUUUCAUCUUUGCCGAGAAAUACUGCGUCUAACAAAGCUUGUUGUGGAUAGUCAUGUUCAGUACCGUCUGGGUAACGUCGACGCAUUCCAGUUGGCAGAUGGACUUCAGUAUAUAUUUUCACAUGUCGGACAACUAACGGGAAUGUACCGUUACAAAUACAAGCUUAUGCGCCAAAUCAGAAUGUGUAAAGAUCUCAAACACGUAAUAUACUAUCGUUUCAACACUGGACCAGUUGGUAAAGGACCAGGUGUGGGAUUUUGGGCACCCGGUUGGAGGGUGUGGCUGUUUUUCAUGCGUGGCAUAACCCCAUUACUCGAACGUUGGUUGGGAAAUCUUUUAUCGCGGCAAUUUGAAGGAAGACAUUCUAAAGGCGUUGCUAAAACAGUUACCAAACAAAGAGUCGAGUCUCACUAUGAUUUGGAAUUACGUGCCGCUGUUAUGCAUGAUAUACUGGACAUGAUGCCUGAAGGCAUUAAGCAGAACAAGGCUAGGACCAUUUUGCAGCACCUAGGGGAGGCCUGGCGUUGUUGGAAAGCUAAUAUUCCGUGGAAAGUCCCAAACAUGCCUAUUCCUAUUGAGAAUAUGAUUUUGCGUUAUGUCAAAGCGAAAGCUGAUUGGUGGACUAAUACAGCCCACUAUAAUCGGGAACGUAUACGGCGUGGUGCAACAGUUGAUAAAACUGUUUGUAAAAAGAAUCUAGGUCGCUUGACUAGACUUUAUCUCAAAGCAGAACAAGAACGACAACACAACUAUCUAAAGGAUGGUCCUUAUGUAACUGCCGAGGAGGCUGUCGCUAUUUACACAACAACUGUGCAUUGGUUGGAAAGCCGACGUUUUUCACCUAUUCCAUUCCCACCGCUGAGUUACAAACACGAUACUAAACUACUCAUCCUCGCCCUCGAACGUCUUCGAGAAUCAUAUAGUGUGAAAAACAGGUUGAAUCAGUCUCAGCGUGAAGAAUUGGGUCUAAUUGAACAAGCCUACGAUAACCCACAUGAAGCUCUCAGUCGUAUCAAACGUCAUUUACUCACCCAGAGAGCUUUUAAAGAAGUUGGGAUUGAAUUCAUGGAUCUUUACAGCCAUUUGGUACCUGUUUAUGAUGUUGAGCCUUUGGAAAAAAUAACGGAUGCUUAUUUGGAUCAAUAUUUAUGGUAUGAAGCGGACAAACGUCGUCUGUUCCCUCCUUGGAUUAAGCCGGCUGAUUUGGAACCCCCACCCUUACUAGUUUACAAAUGGUGUCAGGGUAUCAAUAAUCUAAAGGAUGUCUGGGAAACUGGUGAAGGUGAAUGUAACGUCUUACUAGAGACAAAAUUCGAAAAAGUUUACGAAAAGAUUGAUCUGACGCUGCUUAAUCGUCUCUUGAGAUUGAUUGUUGAUCACAAUAUUGCGGAUUAUAUGACAGCGAAAAAUAACGUUGUGAUAAAUUACAAAGACAUGAACCAUACAAACAGUUACGGAAUUAUUCGAGGUCUACAGUUCUCAUCUUUCAUCACACAGUACUAUGGUCUUGUCCUUGACUUGCUAGUUUUGGGCCUGGAGCGUGCAGCUGAAAUGUGUGGACCUCCACAAAUGCCCAAUGACUUUCUGCAGUUUCAGGAUACUGCAACGGAAAUUGCACAUCCCAUCCGACUGUACUGUCGUUACGUGGAUCGCUUUUGGAUGUUCUUCCGUUUUUCAGCGGACGAAGCACGUGACCUUAUCCAACGUUAUUUAACAGAACAUCCAGACCCAAACAAUGAAAAUAUUGUGGGUUAUAACAACAAAAAGUGCUGGCCACGUGAUAGCAGAAUGAGGCUAAUGAAACACGACGUAAAUCUCGGUCGUGCUGUCUUUUGGGACAUCAAAAACCGUCUACCAAGAUCUGUCACAACAGUUGAUUGGGAUAGCAGCUUCGUUUCAGUUUAUAGCAAAGACAAUCCGAAUUUAUUGUUUGCUAUGUGUGGGUUCGAAUGUCGUAUUCUACCAUCUUGUCGUUCACCUGGUCAAGCUGCAGAUGCAAAUCUUCCAAGUGGUGUUUGGCAUCUACAAAACGAGGUGACCAAAGAACGUACUGCACAGUGUUUCCUCCGUGUUGAUGAUGAAUCAAUGCAGCGGUUCCACAAUCGAGUCAGACAAAUUUUGAUGGCUUCAGGAUCGACAACAUUUACAAAAAUAGUGAAUAAAUGGAACACUGCUCUCAUUGGUUUAAUGACCUACUACAGAGAAGCAGCAGUGAGUACUGUGGCACUAUUAGAUUUGCUGGUAAAAUGCGAAAACAAAAUACAAACACGUAUCAAAAUUGGAUUAAAUUCAAAAAUGCCGGCUCGUUUUCCUCCAGUAGUAUUUUAUACACCAAAGGAACUUGGUGGCUUAGGUAUGCUAAGUAUGGGACAUGUUCUAAUUCCUCAGUCCGAUUUACGAUGGUCAAAACAAACUGAUGUGGGUAUAACACAUUUUCGUUCUGGCAUGAGUCAUGAUGAGGACCAGGUUAUUCCUAAUUUGUUUUCAUAUAUUUUAUCAUGGGAAACAGAGUUCCGUGACUCACAGAGUGUUUGGGCGGAGUAUGCACUAAAACGACAGGAAGCAAAUGCUCAGAAUCGGCGCUUAACAUUAGAGGAUCUUGAAGACAGCUGGGAUCGAGGUAUUCCGCGAAUCAAUACUCUCUUCCAAAAAGACAGACAUACACUGGCAUAUGACAAAGGAUGGCGCGUUCGUACGGAGUUUAAACAAUAUCAAGUUCUCAAACAAAAUCCAUUUUGGUGGACGCAUCAGAGGCACGAUGGAAAAUUGUGGAAUUUGAAUAACUACCGUACCGACAUGAUCCAAGCAUUAGGUGGUGUCGAGGGCAUUCUGGAGCACACAUUAUUCAAAGGAACAUAUUUUCCUACUUGGGAGGGUCUUUUUUGGGAGAAAGCCAGCGGUUUUGAAGAGUCAAUGAAGUAUAAAAAGCUAACUAAUGCACAACGGUCGGGUUGA